GAUCCAGCUCAGCCCCGGGGUGUUUGCCGCAGCUCUUUCCGUAAGUCCAGCCAUCUGUUACCUGCUCUGCUUCCUGGGGAGAGAGAGUCCCCGUCGGGCCGGCCCGGAGACCCGGAGAGUGUGCUCCCGGGAGCCCCCGGCAAUGACUGCCUCCCAGGGAACCGGCACACACCGGAUGGCAACUGCGUGAGGAGGAGCGCCGGGGCUUCUUGCCCCCCAUCCCCUCGGGGCUGGAAGAGGACAAGCGGCAGUCCUGCCGGCGAGGGCUGGACAUGUCUGAGGCAUUGUCCUGCCCCGACAAUGAGACCCUUGCCCCACGCUGCAGGCUGGGGGCCUUGUACUGGGCCUGUGUCCGCAAUGAUCCUGCCCAGCUCCAAGCCGCGUUGGACGGUGGGGUCUCCCCAGAGGAGGCCAUCCAGGUGGAUGGCAAUGGGAGGACAGGUCUCAUGGUCGCUUGCUACCGUGGUUUCGAGAACAUUGUGGCCCUGCUCAGCCGCUGCCCAUUCCUAGAUGUGAACCAGCAGGAUAAAGAAGGGGACACAGCCCUCAUGCUGGCUGCCCAAGCAGGCCAUGUGCCUCUGGUGAGUCUCCUGCUCAACUACUACCCAGGCCUGGACCUGGAGCGCCGGGACCAGCGGGGGCUAACGGCGCUGAUGAAGGCCGCCAUUCGGAACCGUUCGGAAUGCGUGGCUGCCCUCCUCAUGGCAGGUGCUGACCUGACAGCGGUGGACCCUAUUCGGGGCAAGACAGCCCUAGAGUGGGCACUGCUGACCGACAGCUUCGACACUGUGCAAAGGAUCCGGAAGCUGCUGCGGCGCCCCCAAGUAGAGCAGCUCAGCCAGCAUUACCAGCCCGAGUGGUCGGCCUUGCCGGGGCUCGUGGCCCAGGCCCAGGCCCAGGCUGCCCCGUCUCUCCUGGAGCGACUGCAUGCCACCUUGAGACUCCCCUUUGCCCAGUUUCCUCAGGAGGGGGGUGUCCUGGACCACCUCGUGACCAUCACAACCAGCCUGGCCAGUCCCUUCCUCGCCACGGCCUGCCACACCCUAUGCCCUGACCACGCACCGGCCCUGGGCACCCGAAGCAAGUCUGUGCCAGAGCUGUUAGGCACUGCCCCACCCCCUCCCCCAGAACCCCAGCCCCCACAGGUGGUCCCUGCGCCCCGAGUCCUCAUCCCCUACCAGAGCCCUCCAGGCGUGCUGGGUGUGUGCUCUCAGUGGUUGCAGCCCAGGGACAGUAGCAGCCCCAGGCCCCAAGCCCCCAAGAUCCACCUCUCCAAGGCACCCUCAUCGCCCAGACAGUACAAGCUGGAGUUUAGGCCUAGAGAGAAUCGAAAGCUGGCCCUUCCUCUUUGGAGAUACCAGGAGCUUCGGAUGGAGAGGAAGAAGCAGGAGGAGGAGGCCAGGAGCGCACAAAGUCAGGGGAAGAUGGGCUAGGCCAGGCUGGGAGUAGGGGAUCAGGUGCCUCCCUCAGGCUCCUUUGCUUUCUAGAGCCCCUUGGGCUCUCCCAUGCAGCUCUGCACAA
This is a messenger RNA of Suricata suricatta (meerkat), 1521 nucleotides long. RefSeq names its product ankyrin repeat domain 33 (gene ANKRD33). The record is from RefSeq and is a predicted model, not a curated record. The coding region runs from base 273 to 1433 and encodes 386 amino acids. The transcript is spliced from 5 exons. Gene Ontology annotation, molecular function: protein binding. Gene Ontology annotation, biological process: negative regulation of transcription regulatory region DNA binding; negative regulation of transcription by RNA polymerase II. Lineage: Eukaryota; Metazoa; Chordata; Mammalia; Carnivora; Herpestidae.